CCGCUGGCUUUACAAUAUUCACACAAGAUGAGCUACGUCGCCAAGGACAAGGACGAGUCGGGCCUCCCCUCGGCUCAGAUUCACAAGAUCCGCAUUACCCUCACGUCGAGGAACGUCAAGAACCUCGAGAAGGUCUGCUCGGACCUCGUCACUCGCUCCAAGGACAAGGACCUCCGCGUCAAGGGCCCCGUUCGUCUGCCCACCAAGGUCCUCACCCACACGACCAGGAAGUCGCCUUGCGGUGAGGGUUCCAAGACCUGGGACCGCUUCGAGAUGAGGAUCCACAAGCGCCUCAUCGACCUGCACUCGCCCUCCGAGAUCGUCAAGCAGAUCACGUCGAUCUCGCUCGAGCCCGGCGUUGAGGUCGAGGUCACGAUCCUCAGCUCUUAAGAGGGUCCAGAUUGGCGGAGGGAUUGUUUCGGAGUGAUCCGAUGCAGGUCCAAGUCUUGAAAAGGGACAUGGCGGGUUGCCUCUUGAAGACGCGGCUCGUCGUCCCAUGUCACCUACGCUUGUACAACAAUUCCUCAUACGACCUUUCAUGAAUGGAAAAGCUCUCAUUCCAUUUCUUUCUGAGACGCAGAUGUUGCUGUUUGCAUCGUCUCGGGUCAGGGUCUCUGUUGAGGAAACUCGGUCUUGGUGCAACACGUCUAUGCAGUGCUUGCCAUUGCUCCUGAGCUGAGACAGCAUUGCUCUUAGCAUGCUCAUUAGAACUGUCAUUUUGGUGGCCUGCGCGGUAUGUAUGAAUGCGUUUGGCAGAUAUAGUACAGAUGCUCGCGGACUCUUCAAUUGAUAUCUUCGUGUUGUUGAGGC
Messenger RNA from Acaromyces ingoldii, 810 nucleotides. Its product is annotated as putative 40s ribosomal protein s20. Gene Ontology annotation, cellular component: cytosolic small ribosomal subunit; ribosome. Bases 28 to 390 code for a protein of 120 amino acids. Gene Ontology annotation, molecular function: structural constituent of ribosome. The record is from RefSeq and is a predicted model, not a curated record. The transcript is spliced from 3 exons. NCBI's taxonomy places the organism in Eukaryota, Fungi, Basidiomycota, Exobasidiomycetes, Exobasidiales, Cryptobasidiaceae. Gene Ontology annotation, biological process: translation.